Messenger RNA from Sphaerodactylus townsendi, 1179 nucleotides. RefSeq names its product anoctamin-2-like. The coding region runs from base 1 to 1179 and encodes 392 amino acids. Lineage: Eukaryota; Metazoa; Chordata; Lepidosauria; Squamata; Sphaerodactylidae. Gene Ontology annotation, molecular function: chloride channel activity. Gene Ontology annotation, biological process: chloride transmembrane transport. The record is from RefSeq and is a predicted model, not a curated record. Gene Ontology annotation, cellular component: plasma membrane. The transcript is spliced from 10 exons.
AUGGUAAAACAGCCCUGGAGCAAGUACAACCUGGCUGACAUGCCACCUGAUGACAUCAACACGAUGGCUUGGGAUGAAAAAGACAAACUGACCUGGCAAGAUCGUACCCCUGGCUACCUAGUGAACUUUGCAUCGAUCUUAUUUAUGAUUUCACUGACAUUUUCACUAGUCUUUGGUGUGAUUGUGUAUCGGAUAACCACGGCAGCAGCUCUUUCGAUGAGUACCAACGAGUCCACCAAGGCAAACGUCCGUGUCACAGUGACAGCCACUGCAGUCAUCAUUAACCUUGUUGUAAUACUUAUCCUAGAUGAAAUUUAUGGAGUGGUUGCCAAGUGGCUGACAGAAAUGGAGAUACCCAAAACAGAGAAAUCUUUUGAAGAGAGGUUAAUUAUGAAGGCUUUCCUGUUGAAAUUUGUGAACUCCUAUGCACCAAUUUUUUAUGUGGCCUUUUUUAAAGGAAGGUUUGUUGGUCGACCUGGCCAUUACGUGUAUGUCUUUGAUGGCUAUCGCAUGGAAGAGUGUGCUCCUGGAGGAUGCCUGAUGGAACUUUGCAUUCAGUUGAGCAUCAUCAUGCUGGGAAAGCAGCUGAUUCAAAACAACAUCUUUGAAAUUGGAGUCCCAAAAUUAAAGAAACUUUUCCGGAAGCUGAAGGAUGAGCGAACCGAGCAGAAGGAAAGUGAUUCCAACCCAUCCAAACCUCCACAGCAAUGGGAGCAGGAUUAUGUCUUGGAACCUUUCACUGGGCUGACUCCAGAAUACAUGGAAAUGAGUAAGGUCUUUGAACAUCACUUGCGAUCUGCCUUAUCAGUCAUAUUAUCAGUCAUAUCUGGGAGCCAGCUACACUUAACCUCCAACGAGCUGGAUACUCAUUUCACCAACCUUGGAAAGAUGAAAGGUGGAGUCCGUGUUGAGCUUUGGGCUCCGGUGGCCGUGGCCGGCAGGGGCUUGGCUGGCUGCUCCGUGCUGGCCGGGCUCCCCUGGGCUAGCCGGGCGGUCUCCUCUUGCCUUGCUCCUGCAUCUGAGAGGAGGGGGGGAGGUGCCGGCCAUGACACAGCGCUUCCUCCCCCGCUUCUCAGGACCCACUUGCUCCACUUGAAUGAAGACCUUGACCUCCUUGUCCUUACCUGCUUCACCUUUGUGACCCCUUCAUCUCCCUCGCCCUUGCAAUGGAGACCAUGA